AUGAGGGUGAUAAAUGCGGGGAAGAGCCAGCACAACGAGGACCAGGCGUGCUGUGAGGUGGUGUUUGUGGAGAGGAGGCCCAGCCCGAGGGCCCGGCUGCCGUCCCGGGAAGGCGGCAGGGACCUGGAUGGGGGAAGGAAGGGUUUUUAUUUCCACUACUGGGCCUUGUUUGAUGGCCAUGCAGGCAGUGGUGCUGCUGUCAUGGCAUCCAAGAAGCUGCACCUGCACAUCUGUGAGCAGCUCCGGGACCUCGUGGACAUCCUGCAGGACCCCUCUCCACCUCCCAUCUGCCUUCCACCUGACACGAGGGCUGGCCCUGGGGAGCUGAGCCGGGUGUCCCUUGCAGAGGACGAUGGGGAGGUCCCCAGUGAUGCCAUGCCACGGUUUCACCUGGAAAAAGUGGUCUCUCACGAGAGCCUGGUGAUCGGCGCCAUCGAGAAUGCCUUUAAGCACAUGGACGAGCAGAUUGAGCGGGAGCGGGUCCCCCAGCGCCUGUCCGGGGGCUGCUGUGCCCUGGCUGCCAUCUACCUCAUGGGCAAGUUCUACGUGGCCAACGCCGGCGACAGCAGGGCCAUUAUCAUCCGUAAUGGGGAAAUCAUUCCAAUGUCCAGGGAAUUUACUCCAGAGACAGAGAGGCAGAGGCUGCAGUUUUUAGCCUUCCUGAGACCCGAGCUGCUGGGGAAGGAGUUCACGCACCUUGAGUUCCCCCGCAGGAUCCAGCCCAACGAGCUGGGGAAGAAGAUGCUGUACAGAGACCAAAGCAUGAGUGGCUGGGCUUACAAAAAGAUAGAAGAGGAUGACUUGAAGUUUCCACUUGUCUACGGGGAAGGCAAAAAGGCACGGGCAAUGGCCACGAUUGGGGUCACACGGGGGCUGGGAGACCAUGACCUCAAAGUGUUCAGCUCCAACAUCCACAUCAAACCUUUCCUGUCCUGCUUCCCAGAGGUCAGGGUCUACGACCUCACACAGUACGAGCACUGCCCUGAUGAUGUUCUGGUCUUGGGCACUGACGGGCUCUGGGAUGUCACCAAUGACAAGGAGGUGGCCAGUGUGGUGAUGGAGGUGCUGACGAGCUAUGAGCCCAAUGACCCAUGCAGGUACACCAUGGUGGCCCAGGAGCUGGUGGUGCGGUCCCGGGGGGUGCUGAAGGAGCGGGGCUGGCGGCUGCCCAAUGACAAGCUGGGCUCUGGUGAUGACAUCUCUGUCUUUGUGAUCCCUUUGGGUGGCCCAGGCAACUACACAUGA
Chaetura pelagica (chimney swift) is the source of this 1245-nucleotide messenger RNA. It is a transcript of the gene PPM1J, whose product is annotated as protein phosphatase, Mg2+/Mn2+ dependent, 1J. Gene Ontology annotation, molecular function: protein serine/threonine phosphatase activity. The record is from RefSeq and is a predicted model, not a curated record. The coding region runs from base 1 to 1245 and encodes 414 amino acids. The transcript has 10 exons. Gene Ontology annotation, biological process: protein dephosphorylation. NCBI's taxonomy places the organism in Eukaryota, Metazoa, Chordata, Aves, Apodiformes, Apodidae.